AUGCCUACUGCCAGUGCAAACUGUUCUGGAAAGAUUUGGUUCUUUGCAAAUCAUGAUAUUGAUAUUACAGUGAUUAAUGAUACAGAGCAACAAUUAACUAUUAAGUUAAUACAGGCUAAUCAAAGUCAUAAUUUUUUUGUUGCUUUGGUUUAUGCUAAAUGCAAUGCUAAUGACAGAUUACAGUUGUGGGAAGAUGUUGAUCAACUUACAACAAUAAUUAGAGAGCCAUGGUUAAUUGGGGGCGAUCUUAAUGUGAUUUUAAAUUCUGAAGAAAAAAUAGGUGGCUUACCCGUCCAUGCGGCUGAUUAUGAAGAUUUUGAGACUUGGAUCUCAUCUUGUGACUUACAAGAAGUGAAUUUUAAAGGAAGCCCUUACACUUGGUGGAAUGGGAGAGCUGGGAAAGAUUGCAUCUUUGAAAGACAUAGAAAACCUUUCAGGUUUUUGAAGUUUUGGACAGAGAAUGAUACUUUUACAGAAGUGGUUAGACUGAAUUGGUGCACUACUAGCUCCCAUAAUCCUUAUUUGGAUUUCAAAGAGAAUAUUAAAUGCAUGAAAGUUUCCCUAACAAGAUGGAGCAGAAAAGCGUAUGGAGAUAUUUUUAAGCAACUUCUCAUUAGGGAGGACAUUAUGAAAAUCAAAGAGAAGUUAUUUGAAGAAGAACCUUUUGUGAUUAAUAGAGAGGUGUUGCAAAGAGCACAAGCAGAAUAUAAGAAGUAUAUUCAUUUUGAGAAGAAGUUUUGGCAGCAAAAAACAGGGUAUGAUUGGUUAGAAAAUGGGGAUAGAAAUACAAGGUUUUUUCAUAGUAUAGUUAAAGUUAGACGAAAGAGGUUACAUAUCCAAGGAAUGCAGAAUAGACAAGGAGAUUGGCUGGAGAAUUAUAUCGAUAUUGUCUCUGAGGCAGUGUCUUUCUUUCAAGAACAAUUUUCUCAAGAGGCAGAAGCAGACUCUUUUGAACUACUUAGAUAUAUUCCUGAAGUCAUAUUUAAUGAAGAAAAUGUUGAUCUUUGUAGAUUUAAUGAAGUUAAAAAAGCUAUUUUUGGAUUAUAUGAAGAUAGUGGUUGUGGUCCAGAUGAAGAUUUUAUCAAAGUUGUUGGGAGCUAG
Molecule: messenger RNA, 1101 nt
Organism: Solanum tuberosum (potato)
Lineage: Eukaryota; Viridiplantae; Streptophyta; Magnoliopsida; Solanales; Solanaceae
Exons: 2
Coding region: 1-1101 (366 amino acids)
Source: RefSeq, a predicted model, not a curated record